Molecule: messenger RNA, 333 nt
Organism: Gracilinanus agilis (Agile Gracile Mouse Opossum)
Lineage: Eukaryota; Metazoa; Chordata; Mammalia; Didelphimorphia; Didelphidae
Product: keratin-associated protein 17-1
Exons: 1
Coding region: 1-333 (110 amino acids)
Source: RefSeq, a predicted model, not a curated record
AUGGGUUGCUGUCCCACGGACUGCUUCAACUGCUGUGGCUGCCAACAAGAUCAGUCUGGGGAAUGCUGUGAGAUGUGCUGUUGCCAACCCAGCUGCUGCGGGUCCAGUUGCUGUGGCUCCAGCUGCUGUGGGUCCGGCUGUGGUGGCUCUGGCUGUGGUGGCUGUGGAGGAGGUUGCGGCGGCUGUGGCGGUGGCUGUGGAGGCUGCGGAGGAGGUUGUGGAGGCAGCUGCUGUGGCUGUGGGGGUUGUGGAUCCGGUUGCUGUGGCGGGUGCUGUGGGUGCUGCUGUGGGCCAGUUUGCUGCCAGCCAACACCUGUGUGUGACACCAAAUGA